AUGUCGCAGUGGAGAAUGCAUCGCGAGAAAUUCGUCUGUAUAUGGCUUGAAAAAAGUCCUGAUCGAUCAAAUAAUUAUGUUGAUAUUCAAACAAUUUUUCCUUCGAUUCAAACAUUCCAUAGUGCACAUCAAUGUGCGGAUUAUAUUGACGAUCUUACUGAUAAGAAAGCAGUCUUGAUUACUACGGAUGCCUUUGCACAAGAAAUCAUUCCUGUUAUUCAUGCCUAUGAACAAGUCUAUUCAGUUUACUUAUUUGUUUCAAAACAAUCGAUAAAUCAAGCAUGGAUAGAACCUUAUCCAAAAAUUCAAGGACUAUUUCAUGAUAGGCAACAACUUGUCGAUCAAAUUAAGAAAGACAUCACCCAAUAUCACACUGACGCCGCCUCAAUCUCCUUCCUUUCUUCAAAUAAUAUCAAUCAACAAGAUCCUUCAUUUAUGUAUUCUCAGUUAUUAAAAGAAAUCAUUCUCAACGAUCACAAAGACGAACAAGAAGAAGUCACUCGACAAGAUAUGUUACGUUACUGUCGUCAUGUCAAUGAGAAUGAUGCAAUGAAUCUAAAUAUUAUCGAUGAAUUUGAUCGAAACUUCAUUCCGGAACUAUCUGUCUAUUGGUACACAAGAGAAUGUUUUCUCUAUAAAAUGUUGAAUAAGGCAUUAUGGAAACCCAAACCUCAUGUUCUUUACAAAUUACGAUAUUUUCUUCGCCAUCUGCAUCAGCAGAUUGUCAGCCAAGCUGAAUUACAACGUGCGAACCGUUUGCCAAUGACUGUUUAUCGUGGUCAGAAUGUAUCGUUAGAUCACAUCGAAAAACUGAAGCGAAAUAUCGGCGGUUUUCUUUCGUUCAAUAACUAUGUCUCCACGUCGGUUCGACGAGAAGUGGCGAUUACUUUCCUUUCGAAAAUCAAAACAGGUGUUCUGUUCGAAAUGAAAGUGGAUCCUUCAAUUGACAGAUUUCCGUUUGCGAAUAUUAAACACUUAUCCUAUCAACAAGGCAUGGAGACUGAAGAAGAAUUACUCUUUUCCAUGGGAACAGUCUUUCGUAUUCAAAACGUCAACAAAGAUGAUGAUUUCUAUACCGUUCAACUCAUAUUGAGCGCAGAUAUUGAUGAAGAAUUGGAAGCAUACACGAAAAAGAUACGUGAACAUGUCCGAUCGUCUCAUUCGUUUUUGUCCCUAUUGAAACUCAUGGAGGAACUUUCGCAAUUUGAUAGUAUCAAACAUUUCAUUGAAGUCUUUCGAGAAGACGAAACAUUUUCGACAAACGCACACCUUCUCGGUUCAAUCCAUCAUGCUUUUGGUACCAUUCACAAUGGUCGUGGGCAAGGGAAAGAAGCACUAGAUCAGUUUCAACAAGCCCUUUCUCAAUAUUUGACCAUUCUACCCAGAGAUCAUCCGAAAUUAUCCCCCACUUACAAUAAUAUUGGAUCUGCUCAUGUCACACAAUCAAACUAUGAGACAGCAUUGAGUUUCUUUCAAUUAGCGAUCGACUGUCAGGCGAAUAGUCCUACACCUGACAUAUCGUCUCUAGUCACUUACAUAAACAAUAUGGGCUCCGUUUACUUUCAACUGGAUCAAUUUAAUAAAGCUUUAGAAUAUUAUAAACGUGCACUUGAUGUCCAGUUAAAACACCGAGAUGAUGAUCAUUCUGCACUAAUCAGCAUGUACAAUGUGAUUAGUAUUAUCUAUUAUCAAUUAAAAGAUCCCCAACAAGCAGAAUUCUAUCAUGACAAAGCACUUACAUCACAAAAGUGGACGACUCAAUUUAAUCCAAUAGCAUCCAUCGCUCCUUUACUCACUACCGGUACUCUUUGUAUUGCACAAAAACAAUACCAACAAGCUCUAGUUCAUUUCAAUCAAGCAUUGAAAAUUCAGCAGCGAUAUCUGUUACCGAACAAUCCAGAAUUCUUCACAACGUUCGAUUGUAUAGCGAACGCUUAUUUCAAUAUACCGAAAGGUCACGCUGGUCUAUCACAAUGGACGAGUGCAUUGACUUAUGAUUAUCAGGCAAUGAAACAAACACGACAGGCAAACGAAAACGAUCGAUCUCAAUUAUUUUUAAUUAUUCAACAUUUAGCCUAUAUUUUCGAGCAACAGGAAAACUAUGAUGAAGCAUUGGAUUAUUAUCAGCAGGCGAUAAAUAUUCAAACGCAAUUUCUUCCAGUAAAUAGAGAUGAUUUAAUCACGAUAUACGAUCAUAUGGCCAACAUCUAUUUGAUACAAGGUCGAACUGAAAAUGCUUUGAUCUACUACAAGAAAGCAUUAGCCAUGGAACAACAAUUAAAACCUGAUGCUCAUCUUUCCAUUGCUUUGAGUUACAUGAACAUUGCAAAAGUAUAUGCUGAUUCAUUAUGUUGGUCAGACGCGUUAGAAUAUGGCUUGAACGCAGUUCAACAUAUGAAGAUUUCAUCGCAAGCAGAUGCUUCAACUCUAGCACCCUUAAUACAAUACAUAUCGUAUAUAUAUCGUCAACAGUGUGACUAUCAACAAGUCAUAAUCUAUUCUCACGAAGCUUUGAACUUAUAUACAACUUAUCUAUCAGACGAUGAUCCGUCAUUACUCCGUGUCUAUAAUCGAAUUAGUCAUGCUUAUUAUACUUUGAAGCAGUAUCGCAAAUCAAUUCCAUUCUAUCAGAAAAUAAUAACUAUUGAAUUGAAAACAUUAGCCAACGACGCUAAAACCAUUGGUGUUUCCUAUCUGAAUUUGUCUACUGCUUACAUGGAUCUUGAAAAUUUUGAUGAAGCAUUGUCAACAGGCAGUCAAGCACUCGAUCAACUCUUGAAAACCUUACCACAUAACCAUCCCGAAGUUGUUCGAGUACAGAUCUAUCUAAAUGCAAUCAAAAUACGGCAAAUACUAGAAACUGACAAGGGAUGUUGA
Molecule: messenger RNA, 2877 nt
Organism: Adineta ricciae
Lineage: Eukaryota; Metazoa; Rotifera; Eurotatoria; Adinetida; Adinetidae
Source: the annotation of a GenBank genome assembly